Messenger RNA from Gavialis gangeticus (Gharial), 2071 nucleotides. RefSeq names its product progesterone receptor membrane component 2 (gene PGRMC2). The record is from RefSeq and is a predicted model, not a curated record. The transcript is spliced from 3 exons. Gene Ontology annotation, cellular component: membrane; endomembrane system. NCBI's taxonomy places the organism in Eukaryota, Metazoa, Chordata, Crocodylia, Gavialidae. The coding region runs from base 16 to 636 and encodes 206 amino acids.
GCUGGCCUGGCAGUGAUGGCGGACGAUGGGGAUGGGCAGCUGAGGACUGAGGGGAGCGACGGGCUGGGGGUGGCGGGCGUGGAGGAGGAGACGGUGGCGGCGGGGGAAGGGGGGGUGGCCGGCGGGGAGAUGCUGCUGAGCUUGGGGCUGCUGGCGCUGGCGCUGCUGGCGGCCUACGGGCUCUACGUGCGCUGGGGCCGGCGGAGCGGGCCGGGGGCCGCGGCGCAGCAGAACCAGGCCGCCGCCCUGCCCCGUAUGAAGCGCCGGGACUUCACGCUGGAGCAGCUGCGCGAGUUCGACGGCGCCCGCAAGCCGCACAUCCUGCUGGCCGUUAACGGCAAGGUCUUCGACGUCACCAACGGCAGCAAGUUCUACGGGCCCGAGGGUCCUUACGGAAUAUUUGCUGGCAGAGAUGCCUCCAGGGGACUAGCAACUUUCUGUCUAGAUAAGGAUGCACUCAGAGAUGAAUAUGACGACCUAUCGGACUUAAAUGCUGUACAGAUGGAAAGUGUUAGAGAAUGGGAAAUGCAAUUUAAAGAAAAAUAUGACUACGUAGGUAGACUCCUAAAGCCAGGGGAAGAACCAUCAGAAUAUACAGAUGAAGAAGAUACCAAGGAUCACACUAAACAGGAUUGAACUUUGUAAACAACCAAAGUCAGGGGCCUUCGGAACUGCAACCUCUUUAUUCCCCAUCACAGAAUAUCCUGCAUCUUUGGGUACAGUUCAUCUGCUGCGAAAAACAUUCAACAGGUUUUGUACAAGGAAAAUAACAUAUACUCACAAUGAAGAUUUGAAUACUAGGCAUUAUUUGUGCUGCCAAACUCUUCUGUUGCAAUUGAUUUGUAAUGUCUAGUAAGGCUUCAUUAAUGAAGAGGGGCCAGAGAUUUAAAAGACAAAAAAAGCUGUUCUCUUUUUUUUUUUUUUUUUUCUCAUCAGUAAGUGGAAGCCUCAAAUAGUACCUAUUUACAAGGUCUUCAAAGGAGUGAGUCUUUAAGAGAAUGAAAAGCUUGAGUCCUGUUUCAUGUGUUUUCUCCUCUAGUAUUACAGUAAAACGUACAUAUGUACAUCAAUACCAGUAAUCUUGGCUACUGAAACUGGUGUUUAAAAUGUGAAUUUCCAAAUUUUGUUUUGUAUGUGGGUGUGUUUAGCCCUGGCAUAAAAACUUCAGUUUUCUAAGAGAAGUCCAUGCCAAUUAGAAUGGGGUACAAUUAGUACUCUUUUCUAAAGGAUGUGGCAAAAUUACUUCCUCUGAGCAACUAUUAUCUGAAGCCUGCCGUUUACCCGUUCCCUUCCCCUCAGUGAAAAUCGAUAUUAAUUGUGCCUUAUUUCUCUUGCAUAGACUUGAAUUGUUUUAAGGGAAUGCCCCAAAUAUGUGGCUUAAUAGUCACUACAAGCAGCAUUGAGACUGAAGUUAGAAUGUUUUGUUGACUGGAAAACCUUGAUGUCAUUCUGUGUAUAGAAUGUAAAGGAAUACUCAGUGUUACUGCCAUAUGUUAAUAUACAUAAAGUUAAUAGCAUUGUGAUGGCCAAAUGCAUUCUCCCAUGCUUCUUUUUAAGUAAUUAAAAAAAAAAAAUCUUUCCCUUCCCCUAUGCCCCCGAGGAGUUGUCUAACUUGGGAGCCUAGCCUUCACACCCCUAGAAAUUGAAGGGGUCUGUGUGUGUGUGUUUCUGUGCGUGUCUGUCUGAAUGCAAGACUUGGGAGGGAUUGUUUCUGCAGAUAUUGUAAAUAUGAGUACCAUUUUAAUAAAGCAUGUACAAUACCAAAUGUGCUGUCAGACUUUGUAUAGAUGAUGUUAGCCAGUGCACUGGAAUAUGUUGAAAUACAGAAUAAGGAAAAAAUCUUGGGUGUGAAAUGUUUUUUGCACUGCUGUUAAAGCUGUACAUAGCUUUAUUGUUACCUUUUCUAGUAAUCCUCCUUUGUGGGGAAAUCCUCAGAAGAUAUCAUGUAUUCAGGUAAGGUUUGGUUUAAAUACAUAUAUGUAACAUCAAGAAUAUAAGCUAACUGUACGUGUAGAAAUGAAGCACUAGGGAAUAGCAGUACAAUGCACAAUAAAUGUGAUGUGCUCCACUC